Penicillium waksmanii is the source of this 273-nucleotide messenger RNA. RefSeq lists its product as uncharacterized. The transcript is spliced from 2 exons. Bases 1 to 273 code for a protein of 90 amino acids. The record is from RefSeq and is a predicted model, not a curated record. Lineage: Eukaryota; Fungi; Ascomycota; Eurotiomycetes; Eurotiales; Aspergillaceae.
AUGGCCUUGCAACUGGGCCACACUUGGAACCUCCAAAGUCGAACUGGGCCCGCCCGCUCAACGCUCCGCCCCGCUGCUAUUGUAUACACUUUUGGUGGACUUGCGACUGACACAGAAACGCGAGUCUUAACCCAGCAAGGCGCUAUUCCUAACCUCUACGCCGCAGGUGAGAUUACCGGCCAUUUCCACGACACCGCACCAAAUGCUGUUGCUGUUUUACGCGCGCUCGUCUUUGGGCGCAUUGCUGGGCUCAAUGCAAUGAGCUCGAAGUAG